AUGUACGUCUUGGCUCGGCCGCGAUGUAUGGAAGAUGGCGACGAAGGGCCGCUUUUUGUCUGCGACGAAAACCAGAAGCGGGAUCAAUGUGGAGACAUAAAGACGGUAUUACGGAGUACUGUCCGCGUUUAUGAGCCAGACUUAAAUUCGCCAGACAGCUCCGAGCUCCACGACAAUGAGGCACCGUUUACUUUUGAAGAGCCGAACGCCGAAGACAGAGGGGUCACAAUCGAAAUUCCUAUGCUGACGAUAAAUUCAGACAUUACCGUUCUUUACGAGCAGAUAUGGGUCCCUGACAUCAUUAGCUGGGUGGAGUAUGGGAGGUGCAAUGGCGGCCGGGAGGCAGCUCAAAACUUUAUCAGUUGGAGGGUCCCCGGAGAUUGCGGCGCCUAUCUGUUCUGCCCGCUGUGUAUUGGGAUUGAGUACGCGGAAGAGAGCUUGUGGCAGAACGAGUCGCAUUACGGAAAAUACGAGGACGACGAGGUCAUGAAUAACGAGGAUUACAAUGAAUGGCGCAUCAAGCGGUUGCGGGAAUUAGGAUACCACCGAUAUUUCGCAUUAGUUCCCGUAAUUAGCAGGCCAGAGCGACUGGUGUAA
This is a messenger RNA of Grosmannia clavigera kw1407, 597 nucleotides long. RefSeq lists its product as uncharacterized. The transcript has a single exon. The record is from RefSeq and is a predicted model, not a curated record. The coding region runs from base 1 to 597 and encodes 198 amino acids. Lineage: Eukaryota; Fungi; Ascomycota; Sordariomycetes; Ophiostomatales; Ophiostomataceae.